AUGGCGAUAGAGAAACUUCGCAUCGGUAUCGCAGGCCUUGGCCGUAUGGGAAAACGUCAUGCGGUGAAUUUCCACGAGCUCACUGCUCGUGCAAAUGUGGUAGUCGCGAGCGCUCCUGAUCCCGACUACGACGAAAUGCUUGAAAAGGCCGAUAUAAAAGCUGUUGUAGUUGCGAGUAUCACUGCCGUGCAUGCAGAUGUCGAUCUCGAAGUUGCUGAAACUGUAGUUUCGGCAUAUGAGGAGUCUCUCAAGAAAUAUCCGCAGCAGGAAGUGAUGUGUGGGUUUUCUCGUCGCUUUGACGUUUCAUAUCGUGAAGCCCAUGCAAGAGUUUCAAAGGGCGAGCUUGGAUCCCCAGUUCUUUUCCGAUCUCAAACAGCAGAUUUGCAUGAUUCAUCGGGAUGCUUCGUCGAGUAUGCGAAAACAAGCAGUGGUAUAAUUGAGGAUUGUUCUAUUCACGACAUCGACCUCAUUAUUUGGUUCCUAGGUGAGAACCGUAAGAUCAAGAGCUUGCAGGCAGUUGGUGUUUGUGCCAUCCAUCCUGGACUAGAGGCGAGCAAUGACCGGGAUAAUGCGAUCGCGACUGUGGAGUUUGAGGGUGGAAGAAUGGUGGCGCUUUAUUGCUCACGUGUGAUGGCGGCCGGGCAAAAAGACACCUCGGAAAUUAUUUGCGAGAAAGGUCUAGUGAGGGUGAAUAUGCAAGUGAGAAAGAAUCAUGUCGAGAUUCAUGACUCGCAGGGUGCCAGACGUGAGCUGCCGCAACAUUAUUACGAGAGAUUCCGGGAAGCCUUUAUCACUGAAGCCUCCGAAUCCACAGCAUGCUGUUUGGACAAUUCUCUGCCUCCAAUAAGUCUCCAAAGCUCCGUUAAAGCGGGUUUUAUCGGACAAGCAUUGCAGAGAAGUCUUAUAACGGCGAGAAAUUUUUCUUUGAGUAAACUUAAAGAAUUCAAUAGUUAG
Messenger RNA from Penicillium manginii, 954 nucleotides. Its product is annotated as Gfo/Idh/MocA family protein. Gene Ontology annotation, molecular function: oxidoreductase activity. Gene Ontology annotation, biological process: NADPH regeneration. The coding region runs from base 1 to 954 and encodes 317 amino acids. Gene Ontology annotation, cellular component: cytoplasm. The record is from RefSeq and is a predicted model, not a curated record. The transcript is spliced from 5 exons. NCBI's taxonomy places the organism in Eukaryota, Fungi, Ascomycota, Eurotiomycetes, Eurotiales, Aspergillaceae.